UCUCUCUCUCUCUCUCUCUCUCUCCUCGCCAUUCCUGUAUAAAGAAUAUAAGCUCUUCUCCUUCACUACCACCGCCUCUUCUUCCUGUUCUUCCCAAACCACUUGGAGCAAGCCCAAAAUCUCAGCUGGGUUUUGCUAAUCCUCGAUGCUCGCCCAUAAAAGAGCCUCCUUUAUCCACUUCACCCUCUCUCCUCGUCUGGGUACUCGUUGAAAUGGGAAACAGGGGACUCCCCUGCUUCUGCUCCCUCCUCCUCUUGCUCCGCUUUGCUCCCCUUAGCUGUUCCCAGAGCCAACAAAGCUGCGACUCGAGCGAUUUGAAUGCGCUCCGCGGCGUUGUGGAGGGGCUCCAAUCGAGUGAUCUUGGGUGGAGCUUUAAUGGGUCGUCCUCUUCAGAUUGCUGUACUUGGGUUGGAAUAUCCUGUGAUUUGGGGUCUGCUCUGGUGAAGAGGGUGAUUGGUUUGGAUCUCUCCAAUAAGAGUUUAAAAGGCUCCGUCUCUUCUUCUCUGGGUGAUUUAGACCAAUUGAAGCAGCUCAAUCUCUCCAACAAUUCCCUUAAUGGAUCAAUUCCUGUGGAGCUAUUCCAUCUGCCUCUUUUAGAGCUCCUUGAUCUUAGUAUGAACAUGUUAUCUGGACUUAUCCCUGCGGAAUCGAACCUCCCGUCGAUUCGACUAUUCAACAUUUCCGCCAAUUCGUUCAGGGGCACGCACCCGAUCUUCGCCGGAUCGAGCAAUCUAUCAGUCUACGACGUCAGCUCGAACAGCUUCUCGGGCCCCGUCGAUACAGGUAUCUGCAACUCCUCUGAUUCCAUUCAAGUGCUUCGGUUCUCGGCGAACAUGCUCUCCGGCGAGUUCCCCGUCGGCUUCGGGAACUGCAGUUCCCUUUCCGAGCUCUCGCUCGAUGCAAACGGCCUCACCGGAACUUUGCCCGAUGAUCUCUUUACACUGUCCUCGUUAACCAAACUAAACCUCCAGGGGAAUUCACUAUCUGGUACCGUGAGCAACAAAAUAAGAAACCUUUCCAACCUUGUUCGUAUAGAUACUUCCUCUAAUAAUUUUUCCGGGGUGAUCCCAAAUGUAUUUGAUAGCUUACAUAAGCUAGAGUUCUUCGAUGCUUCAUCCAAUGAACUCACCGGGGGUUUGCCCCCUUCUUUGUCUAAUUGUUCGACACUCAUUACUAUUAGGUUGAACAAUAACUCUCUUACGGGAAAUAUCGAUCUUAACUUUACGGCCUUGCCAAGGUUAAAGCAUCUCAGCCUAGGAAUGAAUUUCUUUUCCGGUCGUAUCCCUUCUGAUCUUCCCAAUUGCUUGCGGAUGCAGAGCUUAAAUCUUGGUGGGAACAAUCUCGUAGGCGAGAUACCCUCUAGCUUCAGAAACUUCACCUCUCUAGCCAUGCUCGGGCUCUACGUAAACAACUUCUCCAACUUAUUCUCGGCAUUGCAAAUCCUGCAGAGCUUGCCCAAUCUUACAUACGUUUUGCUUGAUGAGAACUUCCGCGACGGUGAGUUAAUGCCGUCGGAAGGGAUUCAAGGAUUUGCUAACACGGAAUUCCUCUCCAUUUCGGAUUGUAGCCUUUCCGGUUCUAUCCCGCCAUGGCUGGCCAAUUUGACCAAAUUGAAGUCCUUGGACAUUUCCUCCAACUAUUUAUCCAGGAGGAUUCCUUCAUGGUUGGGGAAUCUUGAUUCUCUCUUUUACCUGGACUUCUCUAGUAAUUUGCUCACCGGAGAAAUUCCUACUAGCUUAACGCGUUUGAGGAGCCUUAUGUACGGUAACUCAUCACAGGAUAUUGUCCUAAUGUUCGAGAGAAAUUCAAGUGGUAAGUUUCUACAAUACAGUAGCCUACGACCGUCGAUAAUUUUGAGCAAUAAUAAGCUUGUCGGGUCGAUCUUGCCCGGGUUUAAUACUCUUGUGAACCUCCAUGUGCUGGAUUUGAGUUUCAACGAUAUAUCGGGAACUAUACCCGAUUUGUCGGGCAUGUCAAACUUAGAGAGCUUGGAUUUAUCACACAAUCAUCUCACCGGUGCCAUACCGCCGUCUUUGAGUAGAUUGCAUUUCCUUUCCAACUUCAGCGUGGCCUAUAACAAUCUAUCUGGGCAAAUUCCAACGGGGGGUCAAUUUGAUACACUUAAUGAUCCGUCAAUUUAUAUGGACAAUUAUUAUCUUUGCGGACCUCCAACUGUAAAUAACUGCUCUAAAGAAGAGCCAAACCCUUAUACUGACGGAGAAGGCAACAAUGAAACGAAGACAACUUGGUCAUACUUUGGAACAGGGUUAGGAUUUGCCAUUGGAUUCUGGAGCGUAUGCGGUAUUCUAAUAUUUAAGGAGUCUUGGAGUAAUACUUUUUUUGAGAUGAUUGAUAAGUUAUUCUACAAAAUAUAUAUAAUAAUAAUAGUAAGGAUGAGAAGGUUGAAUGGAGAAAUAUGCGGAUGAAAACCAAUUUGUCAAGCUCUUAUCUUUCCAUUUAAGAAAUUUGCCCUCUUGUAUAGUGUUUCUUAUUUUCAUGUUGCACGGGAUUUGUUAUUGUAAAGAUAAAAAUGUGUAAAACUUUUCUGUAUUAAGAGCCAUUUUGAUUUCACUAUUCAA
This is a messenger RNA of Ananas comosus (pineapple), 2579 nucleotides long. Its product is annotated as phytosulfokine receptor 1-like. NCBI's taxonomy places the organism in Eukaryota, Viridiplantae, Streptophyta, Magnoliopsida, Poales, Bromeliaceae. The transcript has a single exon. The record is from RefSeq and is a predicted model, not a curated record. Gene Ontology annotation, molecular function: protein binding. Bases 213 to 2426 code for a protein of 737 amino acids.